AUGGGAGACCUACAAGUCGAUUUGAACACAGCACUUGUAGCAGUCAAACAAAAAUGUGUGGACUUGGAUGAAAAGGUUCGACGAGAAAAUGAGAAACAAGAGAACCGUGGUCGUGGGUAUUUGGGAGUCAGGAGAUACAUCUAUGCAUUGACCACAAAACACAACGAGAAUUCUCUCCAACGUCGUGGAAGAUCACUGACAAGAGUUUAUGUCGAGCAGAAGUUUUAUAGAUCUAAAUCUGUCCCAUCUCCUGACCAGGUGCAACGUCUUGAGGAUUGCACUCAAGAUUACGGACCAAACAAUGAGGAACGAUUGGAGUAUGUGGAGACAAUUGAUGCACCUUUAGAUGAACUCAUUAAAGAAGAUCAAUCACAUCAUCAUAUGGUAUCACAGAGACUUCCAAAGGGAAAAGGAGAAUGGGAUCAUGAGUUGGCAGUUUAUGAAGAAGAUGGUGUUUCUGGACGUCUGGAAGAUCGAACAUUGACAUUGAGAGCAGGAGAUCAUCCGUUUGGAAUGAAUCAAUUCAAUGAAGUUGCUGGUGAUGUUAGCGCCAGAAUUGCAAAGUUCUUCUCUGAGAAAGAAGAGAAUCACAUCAGAACUCGUGAAUUGUCUCUUUCUGUUCAUCCAGUCUACCAUCAAAGUAACGGAGAUGCAUACACUUCAUUCGGGAUGUCUCGUUCAAAAUCAAUGGGAUCAGUGGCUCACGAAACUAAACAACAGUCGUCUCAAGUUCAACAACGGUCAGCUGAAACUCAUGGAACGUCCUCGUCAUCGCAUGUUGCCUCUCGGCCACGCCUGGAUCAAGUCUCUUCCACAACCAAAUCAUUGAGCAACUUGUACAGUGUUGACACUCGACACGACUAUCAUUCUCGUUAUGGACAAUACAUGUCAGGCUACGGUCACUAUGGAAAUUCACUUCCACCACCAAAAAAUCAAGAAGUAAUGCCAAAGAUGCCAGUGAAGAAAGAAGAACACAUUUAUGAUCAGCCGAUUCGGAGAACUCACGAACAUACAACAACAACGAAUGUGGAGAACUUCGCAAGUCAUUACGAGAGAAAAUAUGAUUUCAAAUCGACUUUCCCACCCGGCGUUGAAAUGCCAGAAGGAUAUCACGACUAUUAUGACCCCAGCAAGUUCAUGUUCUUGGAUCCAAAAGGCUACUAUCAGGGCAACAUCACUCGACCCCUCCACUAUUCCUAUUCUCGUGACUAUCUUGAAAAGUACUCCGAUUACGAUGGUUCUCGUCGUCAAUCUCCUAUUCCCCCACCAAAAACUCCUGAACCAGAAUACAUUGUCCUUCAAAAAACCGAAGAUCUUCCACAGCACAGUACCCAUUUGACUUUCUCUUUCCCUGAUUACUAUGAUCACUCAACUAGAAUCAUUCUUCGUCGAACUUCUGAUCUGGCUCAUCACAAGUUCAUUGCUCUCAAGCACCCAGACUACUAUGACAACUCGACACGUAUCGUGCUGUCUCAUACGAAGGACUUGGAACAUCAAGAGUUUGAAGUUCCAGAAUUCCCAGAUUAUAUUGAUUUGGCUUCUCGCUAUGUGGCUCUUCACAGAACUGAAGAUCUUCCACACAUGGAAAUACUUGUUCAAGAGUAUCCUCAUUAUCGUCCGUAUGAAACUCAAGAGAUUAUUGAAACUUUUGAUAGUGAACCAGAAUAUGAAGAAAUUUAUGAGCCAGCUCUCAUUGAACUUCAUUAUAACAGAGAUCCAGAUCAGUUCGUUUUCAUUCCAAGUGCUCCAUUGACUCCACCUCCUCCACCACCACAAAUUAUUGAAGAAAUCCACGUGGCGAUCCCAGUUCAAGCCGUUGAAGAACCUCCGAUUCCAGCAGAACGUCAUUACGAUGAGAUCUACAUUGGAAGAGAAGCACUGGAUGUUUCCGUGUCUCCAACAUUCAAUAAAAGUGACGAUCAUCAAAAGAAUUUGGGACUUGAAAAGAGUGUUCAUGAUCGUGUGAGAGAAAUGGAAGAAUCAUUGAGAAAUGAAGACAGACAGCGACUUUUGGAAGAAGAAAAGAGAAGGAAAUAUGAAGAAAGACAAGAAGAAAUCAGAGCAGCCAGAUUGAUUGAAGAGCAACAUGCAUAUAAUGCAUACGAGGAAAUUGAAGAGAGCAAGAACACUCCAGCUCCACUUCCUCAACCAGUACAUGUUCCCGAUGUCUUUGUGAUACCAGAGAAGCCAAAAAGAGCGUGGCAGCCACCUCCAAAACCAGAAGAGGAAUCCGAUGAACACAUUGAUAAGCCACUGGGACCAGUUAUCUUCCACGAAUUGAUCUACCAACAAGGUAUUCUUCGUCGUAAAUUCGAAGAAGAGCAGCGUCAGAAUAUGGCUCGUCCAGUCAGUCAUCCAGUAUCUCGUGCUAAUUCUCGUCCAACAACUCCCGGGUUAGAAGUGAAAUCAAUCGAUUUCCCACGUCUCGAAGGUGUAACAAGUCCAAGAGAUCACAGUGAUUCGGCUGGACAUGUUGAUUAUGUUCAUGAGCGUAUCGAACGGUACAAUGCCUAUGGUGCUUCUGCAGAACAAGAUUCCCAAUUGGAGAAUCGAACCCAUUCGCAUGUGCAUUCCCAUACCGUCAAUGCUCAAACACAUUCUCACAGUCAUUCUCAUGAUCAUCACUCUCAUGAGCAUCAUGCUCAUGGAGACCACGCCCACCGCAUUCAUUCUGAAGUUCAUGUCCAUCCACAAGCACAAAUUCAACACGUUAACUCUGACUCUCAUGUGUAUGAUCAUGUUCAUGGAGCUCAAGGACAUCGAGCAAGUGUUGUUUAUGAUGAACCACACGGACAAGCAGUCUAUGAUGUUCCACACGAUCAAGAACAUCACUAUGACACAAUCCAUCACGGACAUCAUGAGCAUCACCACUCACAACAAAAUGAACAUGACAUUCAAUAUGAAUUGGCAAGAACAAAUCAAGCAAUUCGUCAGAUGAGCAAAUCCAAUAAAUGGGAAGAAAAAGAGAUUCAGGCAGCAAAGAGGUCGCAUAUCGAAGCACACAUCCCUGAGAAUUCUCCAUUCACCCGAAAGGAAGGGUCGACAGUGAACUCCUCAGUCAGCACAACUACAACAACCACUGUUCUUCAUCAUUCGAACUCUCUGAAUCGUCAGAAUAUUCCGCCUCCACUUAAAAUUGAAAAUGGAAAUUCAGAUUCUUAUCAUGAUGUUCACCAUCAACAUGUACACUUCGAUAACGAGAAUUCUGAAAACAUCACCCUUCACAGCUCGAAAUCUGUCACUUCUUUGGAUUACCAACCAGUUAAUGUCGGUCAUGUUAAAAAUUUGGCAAAACUUUUCAAUAAGCACGACGAAAAGCCAAUCACAACUGAACAAGUGAUCUACCGAGUUCGGGCUGCUCCACCAGGACAUAACUUCCAGCAAGAAAUUAAGCCGCGCCCACGAUCAAUGCCACCAAUUCCAAUGGAUGAGAUUGAGUUGCAUGAGCAUGGACAGAGAGAUCAUUUGACACGACAUCAUCUAGAACUUCAUUCACCUGUUGAAGACCAUGGACACGAUUAUUCACUCGGUGGUGGAGUGGCAGUUGUUGUUAAUGAAAACUCUGGAAUCAACACAAAGACUCAUCAUACUCACAGCAUUCACCACAAUUCUCAUUAUCACUAUCAAAAUGUGGACGAGGAACCAACAAUCCGUGUGCGUCGUGUCUACAAAGCACUCGAGGAUACUUCAAUGCUCUCACCAAUUUCAAUGCCAGAUAACGAUGAACCGAUGUACGAUAUUCCAACCGAUGGGGUUCAUUGA
This is a messenger RNA of Caenorhabditis remanei, 3762 nucleotides long. RefSeq lists its product as uncharacterized. The transcript is spliced from 13 exons. Lineage: Eukaryota; Metazoa; Nematoda; Chromadorea; Rhabditida; Rhabditidae. The coding region runs from base 1 to 3762 and encodes 1253 amino acids. The record is from RefSeq and is a predicted model, not a curated record.